Messenger RNA from Spodoptera exigua (beet armyworm), 1668 nucleotides. The record is from the annotation of a GenBank genome assembly. NCBI's taxonomy places the organism in Eukaryota, Metazoa, Arthropoda, Insecta, Lepidoptera, Noctuidae.
CUAUCAUCAAAGUGAACGGCUGUCAUUCUCAAUUUAAAAAUGUCUUGUUGUACUCAUGGACCAGGCUACGCGUCUCCUUUAGACGCCUUCAAAAAUGGGCCCAGGGAAGAACUGCUUUACGUGAUUUGUGUCCAACCCGACCAAACUAAGCAAGACUAUUUAGCCACGGUCGACGUGGACCCCAAAUCACCGACGUACAGUCAGGUGAUAGCACGCACCCCCACCGGUAGUGUCGGUGACGAGCUCCAUCAUAGCGGAUGGAACGUGUGUUCCAGUUGCUAUGACGACCCUUCACUCAAAAGGGACCUCCUUAUUCUACCUGCUUUGAAGUCCGCGAAGGUUUUUAUCGUAGAUGUCGGCACGGAUCCUCGGAAACCGAAGAUGCAUAAAGUAAUCGACGGCUCGGUGAUGAGGUCAUUCAACUGCAGUUACCCGCACACGACGCACUGCCUGGCAACCGGCGAAAUCAUGAUUUCGACGAUGGGAGAUAAAGACGAAAACGGAAAAGGGGAUUUUGUGCUCAUCGAUUCGAAGACUUUAGAAAUGAAAGGGUCCUGGACUAAAGGAAAUAAGCUGGCCAAGUUUGGCUAUGACUUUUGGUACCAGCCAUAUCAUGAUGUGAUGUUUUCUACCGAAUGGGGCACACCUAAAAGAUUUAAGACUGGAUUCCACCCUGAAGAUACAGUAGACAAGGAUCACUACGGCACAUCGUUGAAUAUUUAUAAAUGGUCAACGCGCGAGCUACAGCAAGUUAUAGAUCUUGGCCCGGAAGGCUGCGCACCCCUAGAGAUCAGAUUUCUCCAUGAUCCCAAAGCCGCACAGGGAUUUGUUGGGUGUGCGCUACACGCCAACGUUUACAGGUUCUACAAAAUAUCAGACGGAACGUGGAAAGCCGAUAAAGUCAUCGACAUACCAGCGAAAAAAGUUUCUAAAGAUGGCGUUGAGUCCGAGAUUAACGGUUUACUGGGUGACAUUUUAAUAUCUCUGGAUGACAAAUAUUUGUACACAUCAAGUUGGUUACAUGGAGAAUUGAGACAGUAUGACAUAACCGACCCUGAACAUCCAAAACUGACUGGAAAAGUCAACCUUGGAGGUGUUAUAGCCGCAGACCCAGAAACAAAAUUGAUUGAAGAUAGAGAAUCGAAGACGGUCGUGCAGCCUGAGCCACUGAAAGUCAAAGGAAAGAUAUUGCAUGGUUCUUGUCAAAUGAUUCAGCUCUCACUUGAUGGAAAACGAUUGUAUGCUUCAUCAUCCUUAUUCUCUCCGUGGGACAAACAGUUUUAUCCUAAUAUGGCAAAAGAGGGUGGGUGGAUAGUAAAGUUGGACGUGGACACGGUGAAUGGAGGCAUGAAGUUAGAUCCGGACUUCCUCGUUCACUUCGGGAACGAACCGGACGGCCCGGUCCUGCCACAUGAAAUGAGAUAUCCGGGAGGAGAUUGCACAUCGGACAUAUGGCUGGCUGAAGACUAAACAUUACGAUAUGCUUCACGACAUGUGCCAAUAUUUUUGUACGCGUGUUCUAACAAUAAUACAUUAACUAUAUUCAUAUUAUACCUACGACUUUUUCAUAUAAAAUUAGAUUAGUAAAGCAUAAUUUUGUUCAGUUUAGGCAACGACAUAAUAAUUGAUAAACAAUAAAAUAUUGUAUUUUGUAUAAAAUUGUAACGC